Messenger RNA from Adineta ricciae, 2361 nucleotides. Lineage: Eukaryota; Metazoa; Rotifera; Eurotatoria; Adinetida; Adinetidae. The record is from the annotation of a GenBank genome assembly.
AUGACGAUAUGCAAGCGUGGUGACGAAGAUGAUUUCGACAGCAAUUGCUUAUCAGAUGAUCUCAAAGAUUUGAUUAAUCGUUAUGCAGGAAGAACAUUCUCAUAUUCAGAACUAUCAUCAGUCGUAACCAAUAUCAAAAUGGAAAACGAUCUAUGUAAACUUCGAUUUCAUCGGAAACUCAUGGAUUAUUGUCGUAAUCAAGUAUUCAUUGGAGAAUUAACAGAACUGAAGACUAUCAUCGGUAUACAAAUGAUCCCCUAUGGUCAAGAUGAUAGCGUUGCUCUGGACGAUGAUGGAAAUCCCAUAGAAUGUACAUCGAAUCCGCAUGAUCUUGGUCAUAUAUUGGAUAUAUUCAAUCAAAGAUUGUCUUUCUCUUACAUACAAUGUCUUAUACACCUACGGCCAAAUGCUAAUUUUAAUCUACAAAAUCUUUUCUUUCAUUUUCUACAUCCAUCAUCAAAACUGCCGUCGACUAAAAAAGGAAUAAUCAGUGGCCCGGCAUUAGUUUCGGUUGGUUCAAAUGAAACGGUUUACAAUGUAUCGAUCAGAUGUCCAUCUGAUUGUACAUGUAUGUGGCUACUAGAUGAUCGAGUUAUUGUUCCACAAGCAAAUAGUUCUGUAAAAUUAAUGUUCAAUGAAAAGAAUGUUGGUAAUCGAACAUUAUCAUAUGUCAAGUACAUUGCAAAUAAACCAACAAUUUUAGCAUCGCUUUCAAUUAUAAUUUUAUGCAAUUCAACAAAAACUACUAUGUCAACAAACGCGACGUCCGUUCUGGGUACUACAACACCAAUUUCUUCUACAACCUCAGCGCUCUCCGAGCCUACACCAACAUGCAAUAGUUGUAAUGUUAACUAUAAAAUUACCCAAUAUAAUUCUUCUGAUGUAAUGGGUUCCUGUGAUCAAUUUUGUAGCUCUUCCGAAUAUGUUUGUAAUAUUACUGCUAAUACUACUUCUUGCAUUACAUCCUAUGAUGAUGGUUCUGUGAAAACUCACCAUCGCCGCCGUCGUGGCAGUUAUCAGCCUCGCACUUUUAACCUUUCUGAUAGUGGUGCAUGCACUGAUAAUCCAGAGUAUUAUUGCUGUUGUAUAUCAAUAUCAAAAAGUAAACUUUUAUUAUGUAUUACGCAUAGCAUGAAUAUGCCUAUAACAUCUCAUUUCAAUUUGAGAGGAACCACCUCUUGGAAUCUUUUAAUCAUUCUGAUUACUGUGCUUAAUAUUGCUGACUCGAUAACUAUUCCAAACGAUGAUGAUAUUAUUACCAUUAAUGUUACAAUGUCGAACGUGACAACAACAAAAGAGGAUCAAUAUGCAUAUGUUCAAUAUCUAUUACCUGAUGAAGAACUAACCAUAAUUGGAUAUUUGCCGUUGAUUAACAUGAAUAUAGUUCACCAUAUGGUUACAUAUGCUUGUUCAAUUCCAGCUUCGAAUAGAUCAUUUUGGUUUGACGGUUUGGCAUGUAUUGGGAAACAACUUAUCGUACAUGUAUGGGCUCUCAAUGGACAACCAUUAAUAUUACCUAAAGAUGUGGGCUUUGUUGUCGGUCGUAAUACACCAUAUAAGUUUAUUAUAGUUAAUCUUCAUUAUUUAUCAAUUGUUACGGAUGAUAAUUCUGGCAAUCAACUUCUUGUUAGUCGAAAGUCACGUCCGUAUCGCGCAGGUAUAAUGCUCAGUGGUACACACCAUUUUCAUCUACCACCUAAAACACAUAGACGAAUGAAUUCAUUGUAUCAAAUACGUGGUGAAAAUAUCACACAGAUCAUCAGAGGUAGUCCACAACGACCUCAAUCAUUUUAUGCACUUCCAUCACAAGUAUCGAUUGAUAAUGGUGAUUAUCUUGUCGGUGAAUGUGUGUACGAUAAUGAUGAUGAUCAUGCUGUCAAUGCUGGACCAUCACAUGAUGAUGAAAUGUGCAACAUAUACGCAAUGUAUUCGUAUAAAUUUGAACAAAUAUUGAAUGAUAGUACAACACGCACUCAACGUCGAACAACAGCGUGUUGGGGUAAUACGGCUGCUCAUAUGACCCGAUUACUUUUUGAUGAUAAUGUCACCAUUACAACUGUACCGUAUGUUAUUCAGAAGAUAAGUCAAAUUAAUAAGAUACAUGCGGAACAGACAAUACAACUGUCGAUGAGUCAUUCAUACACAAAUCCACAAAACACGUCUGAUGCAGCGCAAUCGGAAAAAUUUUCAAUGAACGAGACAAAAUUACCGUGGCUGUUAAUAAUAUCAUGCAUCAUAUUUUUAUCAACGUUGAUUAUUUGGACUCUUUACAGGAUUCUCUGCAAUGGAAUUAUAUCGAAUGAUUGGAUCCAACGGCAAAAAAACUACGAAAUGUUAAUGCCAGAUGGUGCCGAAGAGUAG